AUGGCUGGAAUAAGACCAGAGCUGAGCAAACAUUAAUGUUAGGAAACAUUUGCAGAGGAUGGGAGCACAGGAGCUUGGAGAUGCCUAAACCACCUCCUAACUCAGAGAGGGUCAGUGUCAGAUUCCCAGGCUGCCGUACAGGAAUGCACAUGAUCUCUGUGUCUCUCCGGCUUGUUUUCUGCUCAUUCAUCUUUAAGGCAGGUGUUCUCCUGGGUCACCCACAAUGUCUCGACUACGGACCCCCUUUUAAGCCUCUCGUGCACUUGGAGUUUUGCUCUGAGUAUGAGACCUUUGGUUGCUGUGACCAGGACAGGGACAAUGUCAUAGCCGAGAAGUACUGGUCCAUCAUGGACUAUUUUGACCUCAACAACUAUCACAUUUGUGGGGGAUACAUUAAAGAUAUCUUGUGCCAGGAAUGUUCUCCCUAUGCAGCCCAUUUAUAUGAUGCUGAGGAUCCUCAUACUCCACUGAGGGUCAUACCUGGUCUCUGCUUUAACUAUUGCUCAGAGUUCCACUUAAAAUGCCAGAAUUCCAUCACUCUUCUUACUGAAGACAAACAAAUCCGAGAGUCCUGUGACAAGGGCCGGGACCUGUUCUGCAGUUUAUUGAAUCUACCAGAUGAAGACUACUGCUUCCCCAACGUUCUGCAUAAUACAGAACUCAACAACAAUCUUGGCUCUGUGGUUGAGGAUCCAGAAGGCUGCAUCAAGCUGUGCCUGAUUGAGGUAGCUAAUGGGCUGAGAAACCCAGUCCUGAUGCUUCACGCCAACGAUGGAACUCAUCGUAUGUUUGUGGCUGAGCAGAUUGGCUUUGUGUGGGUCUAUCUACCUGAUGGUAGUCGAUUAUACGAACCUUUUUUAAACCUGCGGAGAACAGUCCUUGCCACUCCCUGGCUUGGAGACGAAAGGGGAUUCCUUGGAAUGGCUUUCCACCCCAAAUAUCAAAACAAUAGGAAAUUUUAUGUGUACUACUCGAUCAUGGAUGAAUACAGAAAUGAGAAAAUCAGAAUUAGCGAGUUCCAAGUUGAAGAGCACGACAUAAACAAGGCAGAUCCAUAUUCAGAGAGGCGUAUAUUGGAGAUAGAAGAACCAGCUGCUAAUCACAAUGGGGGACAGAUACUUUUUGGCAAGGAUGGAUAUUUGUACAUAUUCACAGGAGACGGUGGGAAGGCUGGAGAUCCAUUUGGAAGGUUUGGGAAUGCUCAAAACAAGAGUGUCCUGCUGGGUAAGGUCCUACGAAUAGAUGUUGAUGGCAGAAGAGCAAAUGGAAAACCUUAUGGUAUCCCAUCGGAUAAUCCAUUUCUGUCUGAGCGUGGUGCAGCCCCAGAGGUCUAUGCAUAUGGAGUCAGAAAUAUGUGGCGUUGUUCUGUUGAUCAGGGAGACCCUGUCACAGGAAGAGGAAAAGGGAGAAUUUUCUGUGGGGACGUUGGACAGAACAGGUUUGAAGAAGUUGAUAUUAUCGUUAAAGGAGGCAAUUAUGGAUGGAGAGCCAAGGAAGGCUUUGAGUGCUUUGACCUUAAGCUUUGCCAGAACUCAUCGCUUGAUGACAUCUUGCCAAUAUUUGCCUAUGGCCACCAGGUUGGAAAAUCCGUCACUGGUGGAUACGUUUACCGAGGCUGCGAAUCCCCAAAUCUGAAUGGUGUCUACAUAUUUGGAGAUUUUAUGAAUGGACGGCUUAUGGCACUGCAAGAAGACGGGGUCACAGGUACCUGGAAAAAGCAAGAUAUCUGUAUGGGUGACUCUACUAUCUGUGCCUUCCCAAGACUAAUCAACAAGUACAGCAAAUUCAUCAUCUCAUUUGCAGAGGAUGAAGCAGGGGAACUGCUCUUUCUGUCUACAUCUCAGGCAAGCGCAUAUUCUCCCCAGGGGUCGAUUUAUAAACUUGUGGAUCCUUCAAGGAGAGCGGCUCCAGGAAAGUGUAAAUACAAACCGGUUCCUGUGAAAACCAGGAGCAAACUGGUUCCUUUUAUUCCAAAAGAAAAGACUGUUCUUGAAAUUGUCAACGAGAGUGUUAAACCUACCAAGGCACCUCGUAAAAAGACACCAACCAAAUUCCCCACUAAAGUACCACCUACACCAACCAAAUUUCCCACCAAAGUACCACCUACACCAACCCAAUUCCCCACUAAAGUACCACCUAUACCAACCAAAGUCCCCUCUAAAGUGCCACCUACACCAACCCAAUUCCCCACUAAAGUACCACCUACACCAACCAAGGUCUCCACUAAAGUACUAUCUACACCAACAAUAGCUCAUACUAAAGUAUCACCUACAUCAACCAAGUUACCAUCUAAAGCACCAUCUACACAAACAAUGGUCCCUACUAAAGUACAUCCUACACCAACCAAGUUACCCACUAAAGUACCACCUAUAACCACCAAGGUUUCCAAUAAAGUACUUCUUACAUCACCAAAGUUGCCCACUAAAGUACCACCUACACCAACCAAGUUACCCACUAAUGCACCACCCACAUCAAUUUUACUAUCACCAACGCCAAUUAAAUUACCUACAAAAAUAUCACUCACACUUACUAGUGUGCCCAUUAAGAAUCAACUUACAUCAGCCAAGUUACUUACUACAACACUUCCCAUAUCAACCAAACGGGCCACGAAAAUACCAUCCACAUCAACAAAUGUGCCAUCUAACACUUCAUGCAUUCUAACCCAUGUUCAACCCAAAAUGCUACCUACAGAAACCAGAGUGCCUAAUAAAAUGCCACCCAAACCAACCAGGAUACCAACCAUGUCAAUGUAUAUUACAAAGAAGCCUCCACUAAAGAAAAACUCUGCAAAGAAAGUCACUGACAAACGACCCACUAAGAGUCCGAAGACUACCAAACCUCCAAAGCCCCCCAAAUCCAAAACUUCUGUUGUCAAUCAACCCAAAAAGAAAGAGACUAAAACUGGGGUAAAUAACAAAACAAAGAAUUUGCCACCCAAAGCAAAAGAACCCAAAAAGGAGAAGAAGACUAUCAAAGUUAAGCAGCCUGUGUCACAUUACUUCCCGCCACAAAAGCCUAAGAAACAGAAAAUAAAGAAAAUGCAGAAAGAAGGAAAUGAGAAAAGCUAGAAUGAUCUAGAACACAGACAUUUGGAGUAGCACGCACAAAGCAGCAAUGGCUGUAACCUGGAAGGAUUCUUUGAUACUUCACAUUUGGACCAACACUGUGGAUUUUGCAGACAGAAUUCAAUACUUUCUGCUCAGGUCAUUUGGGAACUCUUUUUCAGUUUUUUACUGUCCAAAUUGUGACUGUUUAAGGCUCUGGUUGAUGAUUUACUUGUUGCUCUCAGGUGUUUUAAAUGUCCUUGCCUGACUGACAUUGUUUCCCAUUCAGUUCAACGGGUGCCACACUCAAUAUGGCAGCGGCAUUAUGAGAUAGGGACUGGUAGGCAACAUUUGCCUGGGAGAUCAUUGAAUGGUCCUUGGCUAACAUUGUUCCUUUCCUACACAGAAUGGGAAGUGAUGUCAGGUCAGAAAACGACAUUUACCACAAUGGGUCUCACUGAGAGCACCACAAUGCUCACCAUAGGGUAAAUUACAAUGACCUUGGCGCAAGUGCACUAAGGGGCAAAAAAUUAGCCCCUUAUUUCUCAUUCAGGAAUUCCAGGUCUUGCUGUGCUCUGUCUCUGUACGUGCAGCUUUGCGUUGGAGUCAGAUCAUAUACAUUGGUGUGUGCUCCUUUACAAUGCCUUACAACUACCUGUCUUUCAAACUGAUUUUGACACAAAGCUGCAUGUAGAGAGACAUAUUGCUGAGAGGAGGUGUUGAUUACUUGACUAUUUCAGAAACGGCAUAGCAUUUUUAACUUACAACAUUUCUUUCUCUAAAUUUUCUUAUAGAACUGUAGAUCACUCAGCUCCUUUGCCCUUCCCAAAUCCUUUGCCCUUCCCAAAUACGUGACCUACAGUAUACUCUUAGGGCAGAACUACACAGACAACUUCUAUGUGUUUUCAGCGGAUCCGACGCACUGCGCCAAAACCCAGGUGUCAAAUUGUCAUCUGACAUGCGGUAUCUGCAUCUGAUAGUCAUGUCGAAUAAACGAUGCGACAAGA
Messenger RNA from Xenopus laevis (African clawed frog), 4051 nucleotides. It is a transcript of the gene hhipl2.S, whose product is annotated as HHIP-like 2 S homeolog. The transcript is spliced from 10 exons. Gene Ontology annotation, cellular component: extracellular region. NCBI's taxonomy places the organism in Eukaryota, Metazoa, Chordata, Amphibia, Anura, Pipidae. The record is from RefSeq and is a predicted model, not a curated record. The coding region runs from base 36 to 3068 and encodes 1010 amino acids.